This is a messenger RNA of Aspergillus tanneri, 852 nucleotides long. RefSeq lists its product as uncharacterized. Gene Ontology annotation, molecular function: guanyl-nucleotide exchange factor activity. Gene Ontology annotation, cellular component: cytoplasm. Lineage: Eukaryota; Fungi; Ascomycota; Eurotiomycetes; Eurotiales; Aspergillaceae. The record is from RefSeq and is a predicted model, not a curated record. Bases 1 to 852 code for a protein of 283 amino acids. The transcript is spliced from 6 exons.
AUGACCCGACCCAGCGCUGGGCUUGGGAAACCCGACGAGGGAAUCGGAAUCUCACUCCCUGUCACGAACGCUAAACUGUCGGCGGAAACCGUAGGAGCGGUCCAGGGUGUCAAUGACGAGGGAACCCUCGCAAUAGAUACAAAUUCUCAGAGCAGCGACUCUCAGAAUACCGAUGAUGGCGGUGUCGAUGAAGCGAAAUCAAACUCCGAUAGCGAGGAUGAUGAUAACGAUGACGAGGUUACGCUCAAUGUAAAAGAAGCGACUCCUUUACCUGUAGCAUCCUCGUUCUUCCCUCACAGGACGGUCUUCACUCAACUCGUAGCGACGGACAGUGCUACAUUUCCUCUUACGAAGAAGGGACAGGUGUAUGGCUGGGGGGCUUCAGGUGUCUUAGCUGGGGCAACAAUGAGCAGUACCAGCUUGGACGACGACGAGCAAGUUGCUCAUGCGAGAUCCAUCUUCUUCUUCCCGACCAAUGCGCGAUCCCUCGUGGUAUUACAGCUAUUGGAGCCGGACUGUAUCACGACAAACACCGGCGAGAACGAUGCAGUUGUAGCCUAUCCAACUCAGAUCUUAGGGAUUCGAAAUCAUCCGCAGAUCGCCGCCAUCCAAAGCGGGGAAGACCACAGAAUUGCGGUUAGUCGGCAAGGCCAGUGUUUAACCUGGGGUCGUAUUGAAAAUGACGCGCUUGGUUUCGAUCCUCAGAGUCUUCCCUCGUGGGCUACUAUCUCCGAUGCAGGCGGUAGACCGCGGAUUCCAUUAGAGCCGAAGGUCAUCCCCAGUUUAAAGAACGUGGGUUUUGCGACCGCAGGAACUGAUGAGGACGAGAUCGUGCUGUCUAUUGCUUGUUAA